AUGACGAUGAGACAAAACUUGUAUGGACCUCUGCUUCCACCUCAGUGCGGUUUCAGUAACGUCUCCCACCCGAAGAUAGUCGGUGGGGUUGCCGCGAAACUCAACGCAUGGCCCUGGAUAGCUGCACUAGGAUUUAAAGACACUCCAACUUCCGAAUUGGAAUGGAAAUGCGGUGGUUCUCUUAUAUCGGCCAGACACGUAUUAACGGCUGCCCACUGCGCGGAACGUGACGAGCUUGUCGUUGUUCGUCUCGGGGACUUGGAUCUGAAGAGCGACGACGAUGGAGCACAUCCCAUUGACUUGGGAUUCGAGAAAAAGAUCAUUCAUUCUGAAUACAACAGGCGUAUGCACACAAACGAUGUUGCUAUCCUCAGACUGGAGCGUGAUGUACAAUUUACAUGUGGACAAUCGAGCGAUGUACUUAGAGAAGUACAAAUACCAGUAGUUACCACCGAAACCUGCGUCGCGGCGUUUGCUGCGUUCAAACGUGUUAUUACCGUUGAUAAUCGGUUGAUAUGCACAGGUGGAAACGGUGUGAUAGAUUCUUGCACGGGUGACAGUGGUGGACCAGUAAUGUUACCGAUAAAUGGAUCGUUCUAUGAAAUCGGAUAUUUGGCGUUGAUCGGGCUAUUGUAUUCAAUGAUACUCUUGGUAUCCGUUCAAGGUAAAACAUAUGAACUCUUGGACGCCCCGCAGUGUGGAUAUAGCAAUGUCAGGCAUCCGAAAAUAGUGAAUGGUGUCCCAUCGAAACUUAAUGCAUGGCCAUGGAUCGCUGUACUCGGUUACGAGAACAAAACUCAUCCCUUAGAAUGGAUGUGCGGUGGCUCGCUAAUAACAUCCAGACACGUGCUGACCGCUGCUCAUUGCAUAAUUGAGGGUUAUUUAAAAUACGUUCGACUUGGCGAGUUAGACCUGACUAGCACCACAGACGGGGCGAAUCCCGUUACACUUACAGUGGAUAAGAAGACAGUUCAUCCGGGUUACAUUAAGGGCCGGCUAGUGAACGAUGUAGCCGUUCUCAAGUUAUCGAAGGACAUAACGUUUACAGAUGCGAUACACCCGGUUUGCCUACCCAAAAAUGAGCCUCUCACAAGCAGCGAUUUCGUGGGCACUCAUCCAUUCGUUGCGGGCUGGGGAGCAACGUACUACGAUGGCCCGGGAAGUCCCAUAUUAAGAGAGGUACAAGUGGACGUGCUCAAUAAUAAUAUUUGCAACAAUACGUACGGAAGGUUUCGCGGGCCAGUUAUUGACAAUCGCGUGAUAUGUGCCGGAUAUGAAGUUGGAGGAAAAGAUUCUUGCAUAGGUGACAGCGGUGGACCACUGGUGAUACCCAUGAAUACGACGUACUAUGAAAUAGGAGUAGUGUCUUAUGGCUAUGGAUGUGCUCAGAGAGGCUACCCCGGUAUCUACUCCAGGGUCACAGCCUUUCUACCUUUCAUCACUACAUCGCUGACUUAA
Messenger RNA from Ceratina calcarata, 1458 nucleotides. RefSeq names its product venom serine protease Bi-VSP-like. The coding region runs from base 1 to 1458 and encodes 485 amino acids. Gene Ontology annotation, biological process: proteolysis. Lineage: Eukaryota; Metazoa; Arthropoda; Insecta; Hymenoptera; Apidae. The transcript has 10 exons. Gene Ontology annotation, molecular function: serine-type endopeptidase activity. The record is from RefSeq and is a predicted model, not a curated record.